AUGGCGUCGAACGAGGAAUCGUCGUCGUCAUCGGCAACCCCCGACUGGAACGCGCAAUGGUCCAACCUCCAGCGGCAGGUUGCCGGUGUCCAUGCCACGAUACGACGGUGGCGGGGACCACUCUUUGCCGCAUUCCUGGCGUUGGCGUACCGAUAUCCCACCCAUAUCCUACACUACCUGUUCCUACCCUUCUACCGUUCCGUCUUGACGUUGCUGGGGAUUGCCUUGGGCCUCGGGCUCGGUUUGGGCUUGGCCACGCACGUGUACGACCAACUCGAGCACUGGACACAACGCGACGCACAAGCCGAGGCGGACGCGACCCGGAACGGUACGGACCGAGCGAUGCCCCCCGCGCCCUUGGCGUCUCCCACGGGGUUGCGGCACCGCUCCUCACUACACAAAGCCUCACUCUCGUCUCUCAUGGUGGGACUCGAAGACGAACAAACCUACGCCGCCCUCAUGACCGCCGCGGGUUACUACCCCGUCCCGAAUGUACUGCGGGGACAGGUCUUGCGCGUGCGGGGACCGAAUCAAGAAGCACACUCAAAAAAUACUGCGCCCGAUCAGACCGUCUCUCGGUACCAUUACCAGUUUGACCGAGGGACCGUGGCGGUUGAUUUUAUGAACGAUCUCUGGCCAACCUUGCCGACCGCUAUUAAUCAACAAUUGGGACUGUUUGUUGAAUUCAUUGUCCGCGAUUUUGUGGCCUCGUGGUAUCACAAAAUGGAUACCGGGUGUGUGUACCCCGUAUCCGCCAAAACGCACGACACACCCACCAGUGGUGAUCACGGAACGUCCAAGGAUGCUCCCGUCGUGCCGUCCCGUCGUCUCGUCACAAACUUGGGUCCCUUUCAAAAAUUGCCCUUUCUCGAACACUUGUACGAGUCCAUGGCGAUCGUCUUUGGCAACUUGGCAACUCGCGUUGAGCACGUCAACAUUAUGGAAGUUGUGCUCCUGAAAUGGAUACGCGUACUCGCCCAUACCUUUAAAGUAUACCGUGCUUUGCGCAAGUCGGUACACAACAAACGUCUCUCGCACCUUGCGGUAGUCGCUACCAGCCAAGACGGAAAUAACAACAACAAUAACUAUCCAUCCAGUGCAACGGGCACAAAUCACGUAAAGACCGCAUCCACCGCCGCCGUGUCGUCCACGACCCCUGGGCCUCUCCGUCAGCGCCGUGCCAGUGCAGUUUCCUUGCAACAACAGCGAAACGCCACGCCCGUAUCGGAAAUGGCCAUGACCAAGGAAUUCUUGUUUUGUGGUAAACUACACAAGGCUGUGACGUUUGGAUUAGACGUGCCCGCCCUUCUCUUUGCCGACGCAUCGGGCAAAGAAUGUGGCGAUGGUCGUGAUGUGAAGCAUUCAUCAUCGCUACCGCAAGGUAAUAAGGACCAUACGGUCGAGGAAGAUGCCGUACUAGAGCGGCGAUUAUUUGAUACGCGAUUACUGGAAGAAUGCGAAUUGGAUUACAACCGUGUUGUGGGGCACCGAAUGGUCCGGGCCUUGUUACCCCGCCAUGAUUUUGGUUCUACAAUUGUCCAAUCCCUUGUGACUGAAAUCAUGGCUGGCUGUGUGCUGUCACCCAUCAUGGGUUGCUUGUCUCCCGACUAUAUCAAUGGUUGGCUCGUCAGUGGGUUGUCCAAAGCCAAACCUGACGAAGGAACGGAGGACAACGACACGGUUGAGAAAUCAGACAAGCCGGACAACACAGCCGCGGAAGAUCCCGAAGAGCGCGGAUGGGAUCUCGGCUCGGAUGCUGCUGCUGCAGAUAUCAGUGAAUUUGAUGAUUCCAUAAGAUCCGUUUCGCGGUCGGAAACCAUGUCAAACUCAAUGUGGAGUAUCGAUGGUGCGCCCGAACCGCAAGAGAAUGAAUUCCAAGGGAAGGAUCUGUUGUCAGGCAACGAUUCGCCCCUGCAUUCUCCUACCAUGAAAGCACCGGAAGGCACGCCAACGCGGAAUCAAAUGACGGAUACACGAGGGCUCACGCCGGUUCGGGAGCAGAGCCAAGGUCCUCUUCGUGCUUCAGCGUCGCUUGAGAAAAUGCUUGACACAGGGAUCAGCAAUGAUAAAAAUGACACAGAUAUUGUUACGGAACUCGCCAUGGCUCUGAUUGAUAUGCAGCAGCACAUGGACUUCGACGAGAUCCGACAAGCACGGGUAAAUCAGCAAGAAUUGCAAAAGGUACCGUGGGACGAUUCUGCAUGUCAAGCCUCCGUCAUACGUAUGGUACUAGUGAUAGAGGCCGCCUUGACUCAUGGUCGGUGCGCGUAUCGCGUUGAUGAGACUGACAACGGAGGGCACAGUGAGGACGUCGAAGGUUUGGACGACAGCAGCCGACCGGUGGAAGACCCUUUGCCAAACUACGAGCCGGCAACACUCUCGCAAAUCCUCAUGGAAAUGACUAGCGACAUUGAAGCCUUCGAAGAGCGUGUGGCAAUAGAAAAUACCUUGUCAGCGGCAUCUCACUCAUCGGAAAAGUACAAAGACACUCUUGCCAUUCCUUAUAAGCCGUCGCCAACAGAGCAGUCAACCCUGCGGACUUUAAUUGCGGCUUGGCUCCAUACGGGCCAAAUUUACCGGACUAUUACGGUGUUGGUUCAAGCACACGCUACCGUUCUAAUACCAUAUUAUCAUAGCCAAGCAUUUCUGCGCUCAGCAGCAAACGCAGCAGGCUUUGUGCGGCAGUUGAAGUCUUUAAAGGGCGUAGAUAUUUUGGUGGACACAAUGACGGUACUGGCGAGCCCCAGACUGGACGAACUGGGUGGCGAUGAAUUGGCGGUCUUGGUAAAAAGGUCACAAGCCUCGCCAGAUACGGGUAGCUCCCGUCCGAGCCAUACGUUAACUGUCGCUCCCAGCGCGACAUCGACCAUGGUAGCAUCACAGUACAUGGGUCCUACCACAACACCUCGACACGUUGAUUUUCAUCGAAAUGAAGCGUUUGCGGCCAGUCUACGCUCGGAGCGAGAGCGACGAACCCAGUCCUGGUGUUCCUUGUUUCAGCACGAUGAUGAAGACGGGGUACCCAUAAUAUGCCGGAGUAGAGGUACCACGGAGAAGGAUGCAGAAUCACACAGAGAGCUCCAUCAUAUUUCCAGAAUUUUUUACACGAGCACUAAUUUAGCUGUAAUUCGAGAUGCUGCUCGGCGGAAAGCUUCGAACGACUUUGAGAGUAUGUCCCAGUCCGAGGCAUCAGAAAACUCAAGUUCAGUUCCGGUUUCGUUGCUCACGGUAGAGACGGCCAGUCCUAGACGACGGAUUGAGGUUCCUGACGACGAUUCAUCUUUUCUGCUGCGCGCUCAGCCUCGCCCUCUCAAUGCCGUUGGGGUUCACCGAGAUCAGCGAAACCAUGACCAAAGUUUCAAGUGCUUUGCGGCAACGUAUGAAGAGCCGGUCGCUCCCAAGUCUGGCCACUACACCGGCGGCCGUUACAUCCGCCGCUGUUUAGUUCGGUACUACCCUAUCGACAGAACUGCUUGCAUUGCUUUGCAAAAUGAUAACCGUAAGCUGGAUCAAAGGAAAACUCGUGGAACAGUUCCGGACACAAUUACAGUGGGGCAGCCAGCUCGCCCAACGCCGUUCCUUUCUACCGAGUUUUUGCGAGAACGUCAUUUGUGCCAGCGCUGGGCUCCUAAGGGAACAAAUCGGUCCCAGUCUAUUCUGGCGAGCUCAGUAAUGGAACCGACCGAUUUCACAGCAAUGCCCAGAUCUGGGAAAGCUACUGAUUUUAUCUACCGAAUGACCCUUUUCGAAAAGCCGAUGAUUGCCUUGGGCGGAAAGCAUUUUAUUGUACAUGACUCAGCAUCUCUAGGAACGCAUCGAGCUGACGCAAGCGCCUUGGAGAUGAGCGACGCUGCCUUGAGUGCAACCUUGAUGGCCAUCGGUGCCGAGAAUGGUUCGUCAGGUCCGGACUAUUCUGGAUUGCAUCACGAAGUAGAAAUGGGAAAGGACGGAUAUCCGAUUGUUUGGAUGAAAUUUAGCCGCAGCCAAGAUGACACACAGGUCGAAGUCAAACCGUAUCGAGUAUCUUUCGUUCGGGCCGCCUUAAUGGUCACAUCUGCGCGACACGAAGCGCAGCUCCAGAGUCUGAUAAAGUGCGUCCGGGAAGGAUCUGCAAAGAAGGCCACAAAGGCUCUCACUGAUGCACGUCUUCGACCAACACUUCGUCUACUGGAGUAUGCGGGAAACAAAAGCAGAGAAAAGCAGUCAAUUCUACUUAGAGAUUUGAAGCUUGGCGUUAACCAUAUUGAUCGAAUGCAGCUUCGGAGAAACGGUUUGUUACUCCCUCGGUAUCCAACGCGAUUGCUGGAUCUCACAGCUGUAAUUGAGGAUGCUUUGGACGCAAGUGAAGUUCGUAAUGUGGAGUUAUACGGCACGAUGGGUGUGGUGUACAAAAUCAGAUGUACUGCAACGAUUGACCUUCUAACUGACGAAGUCAGCUUCAAUGACAGAGAUGGCUACAAGACUAGCGACGGAACAAUGGGUAGGAUUUUUAAGGAGGACUGGGUUGUUUAUAGAUCGUUCAAGGAAUUUCAAAUAUUUCACAAGCAUUUGAAGAACCAAGUCUCGGCGUUGGAAUCGUCGGGCACAGCUGGAUCGCGCCUAGUGGUUGCUGCCAGUGCGGCUUUCACUACUUCAGCAAGCGCUACUUUUUCGCGUCACCGUCAGCGCAAGGUUUUGAUACCUUCGAUGUCACAGGCCACCAAAGUAGGGGCUCUCGGUAUAACGAAAAAAUCCAUUUUGAAGCGAAAGGAAUGCCUUCACGAGUACCUCGAAAAUAUUCUUUCUCCUGGUCACCUCCUUUCACGAUGCCCCGAGCUUCUCCUGUUUCUCGGAGCCUUCUAUCCCCUGCUACCGGAGGUCCGUAUCGGACAGAUAGUAUCGGGGAUUAUGGAUCCGCUUGGUCGCACUGCUAUGACACGGGCAAUUGUCGAAAGAGAGCCAGACUCAACCAUCACCGAAACGAUAGAAGCGAAAGCUGGGAAAUUGGAAAUUCCCGGUAAAGCGCUUCCGACGCGUAAUCGAUCGAGAACGGCUUCGCAUGGAACGAUAGACGAGGCCGACGAUGAUGACGACUUCUUUGAGGAAGGUGAAACGCUCGAUGGCUCUAGUAGGAAGUCUCGUGGCAACAUUGAGAUGAUUCCUGCGGUUCGGAACAAAGUUGACAAAGUGCCGCUCGCCCAGGUUCGCAGUCGGAUAUUUGAGCUUCUCCGCUAUCAAUUCGGUUUCGAAAACGCGUCCUUUGUGCGCAAUCGAAUGCUCGCAGCGAUUAAAACCGCAUCCCUUGCAGUGACCAGUGCUUCCGAGUUCAGACGUACGCUGUAUAAUCUCCACGUAACGCACGUGAAUUCCGAAUCUCUGGCUGGCUGGAUCAAAUUUACCUCAGAUUUGCUGUGGCCGGAGGGUGUUUUCUUUCAGUCGAAACCACCCCUUACGGAAGAAGAACGAGACACUCAAGCACGUAAAUCGAGGAAUGCACUGCACGAGUCCUUUCCAGAGGCAUUGAGAGCAGUAUUGGGUCAAGAGUUGACCCACGAUGGGCUCGACAUAUUCCACGAGAUGCUGCAGAACCGUAUCGUCGUGAAGAGUAUGGCCUAUAUGCUGUUCGAUCUUUUGUGGAUCGAGGUUUUCCCCGAAAUUGGUGAUGUUCUGCAGUGUGGAGCCGCAUUAGACAUAGAGGAUUGACAAAAUUAGGAACCACUAGAUUGC
Molecule: messenger RNA, 5706 nt
Organism: Phaeodactylum tricornutum CCAP 1055/1
Lineage: Eukaryota; Bacillariophyta; Bacillariophyceae; Surirellales; Neidiaceae
Exons: 3
Coding region: 1-5682 (1893 amino acids)
Cellular component (GO): intracellular membrane-bounded organelle
Molecular function (GO): phosphatidylinositol binding
Source: RefSeq, a predicted model, not a curated record